This is a messenger RNA of Heterocephalus glaber (naked mole-rat), 3486 nucleotides long. It is a transcript of the gene Mak16, whose product is annotated as MAK16 homolog. The record is from RefSeq and is a predicted model, not a curated record. Gene Ontology annotation, biological process: maturation of 5.8S rRNA; maturation of LSU-rRNA. Lineage: Eukaryota; Metazoa; Chordata; Mammalia; Rodentia; Bathyergidae. Gene Ontology annotation, cellular component: preribosome, large subunit precursor; nucleolus.
GUUUCUCGCGAGAGAUGAGGCUCGGCUUUGCGGAAGUGACUCCGCGGAAGAAGCGUGGCUUCUCUCUUCAUACCAGGUGCUUCGUCCUGAACCGCUUACACCAUGCAGUCAGAUGAUGUUAUUUGGAAUACAUUAGGAAACAAGCAGUUUUGUUCCUUCAAGAUACGAACAAAGACUCAAGGCUUUUGCAGAAAUGAAUAUAGCCUGACUGGACUGUGUAACCGGUCAUCUUGUCCACUGGCAAAUAGUCAGUAUGCCACUGUCAAAGAAGAGAAAGGGCAGUGCUACUUGUAUAUGAAGGUUAUAGAACGAGCAGCUUUUCCUAGGCGUCUCUGGGAACGGGUCCGGCUUAGUAAAAAUUAUGAGAAAGCACUGGAACAAAUUGAUGAAAAUCUGAUUUACUGGCCUCGCUUCAUUCGACACAAAUGUAAGCAGAGAUUCACCAAGAUAACCCAGUACCUGAUUCGAAUUAGAAAACUUACACUAAAGCGACAGAGGAAACUUGUUCCCUUGAGUAAGAAGGUGGAGCGAAGGGAGAAAAGAAGAGAGGAAAAGGCAUUAAUAGCUGCUCAGCUGGACAAUGCCAUUGAGAAGGAACUGCUGGAGAGACUGAAACAAGACACGUAUGGCGACAUCUACAACUUCCCCAUUCACGCCUUUGACAAGGCUCUGGAACAACAGGAGGCAGAGAGUGAUUCUUCAGAUGAGGAGGAGAAAGAUGAUGAAGAUGAUGAGGAAGAUGUAGGAAAAAGAGAAUUUGUGGAAUAUGAUGAAGUAGACGAAAGUGACCUAAGUGAUUUUGAGGGUAUGGAUAAACUGGAGGCCAGUGAUGAUGAAGAUCAGUAUGAGAAAUCAUCCGGUGAAGAGGAAGAACAGGCUCUUAAUGCAAAGCACAAAGGGAAAACACCCUUGAAAGGAGUUCUGCGCAGAAAACGAGCCUAUGUAGAGAUAGAGUAUGAGCAGGAGACAGAGCCCACAGCCAAGGCCAAAACCAUGUGAUUUCUCUCCAAGUGUAAUCAGGACUGAGCGUGCUCAGGGUCUUCUUUCCAUUUAUAUGCACCUCCCAUUUUUUGCUCUUUGGUAUAUUUCACACAAUAUUUGUGUUUUUAAUAUUUAUGCUACUUCACUGAGGCAAGAAAUGUGAAGUAAAUGGAGAAAACUCGUGAAUGAACAUUUUUAUAGCGUAUGUGCUGAAGUGACAGCUUGAAUCCAAGAAGCUUCACGGGUGAGUUCCUGGAGCUUGAAUGAAGAUUGUGGGUGUGAAUAUUUCUAAAUUUUAAGCACUGAAUUCCUUGGUGUCCAUUUCUUUUUCCUCCUAACCUUUAUUUAAAAAUGGUGGGUUUUCAAUUUUUCCUUGUUCACCUUUCCCUGUUCCUAUUAAGGUGAAAGGAACAAGAGGAGGAAAAAAGAAACUCCAAUUUAAAAUGUUUAAUACAAAAAUGCCUUUCUCCAUCACUCCAUUUGUACAAUAUGGGACAGAAGAACCUUUCCCUUGGGAAAUAUUCUUAAAUUCCAUGGUAGGACAUGCCUUCAGAGUCCUGCUGCACUCGCCUGAUGCAGCUCACCACUGUGGUGUCUGUACAGCUCAGGAGGGUUCUCGCCAGGAGAUCCUGAAACAUGGAACCAAACAGGCAUGAACUUUUUACAGAAUUGUUUUUUCCCCUUUUACCUUUAUUCUUCUGUCUUACUAUUCAAAGAAGUAAUAAAAGGAUGACACUAGAGGAGAGCUUACAGUCAGAACACGUAUUAAAAGCCACACUAGGAAAAACAAAAAAAAAGCCGCACUAGGGGCCGGGGAUGUACCUUAGCUGUGCUGAGCCUGCUUAGCAAGCGUGAGGUCCUGAGUUUGAUCCCCAGUACCAAAAAAAAAAAAAAAAGCCAUACUAUCUCUAAAUAUUUUUAGGAUAUAAAUUUCUUUUCAUGCUGCAUUCAGUCUUUCAAUUAAAAAUCUCUAUAUUAUAUACAGUAAGAAAUGAGACAACUAGUUCAUUACAUACAUAUAAAUGUACACAUAGCUAUAAUAAGCUAUGGUCUGGAGAAGUUGACUUUUGUGGAACCAAUGGAGGAAUUCCAUUUUGGACAUACAGGAAAUGGAAAAACAUCUACCUAAGAGAUAGUUCCUCCCUUUAAAAUGGAAACAUUUCGGGUAUCUGAAUUACUCUAAAUAAUUACUAUUACUCUGGUGGCUUAGAGCCCAUUGCCUUUUUUUUUUUUAAUUCACAAGAACAACUUAAAUGUUACAAACUCUGGUAAUAAUGCUUUUGCCUGUUUUCUUUUGGCUUUUGCUCUGAGUUCUGAGUAACUUUAAAGGAAAAUAAAAGGGUCUAAGGGUAUAGAUCAAUCCUAAGUACAUCCUUAGCAUGUGCAAGGUCCUGGGUUUGAUCUUCAGCACCAAAAAUACGAGAAAAGAAAAGAAUAAAGUAUUGAUCAAAACUAUUGAAGACCAGAGGGCACAGAUAUGAAGACCUAAAACCCUCCAUAUUCAUUUCCAGACUUGUCCAGGCAAAUGAACAGUAAAUUCUAAUCAAUCAUAGGAAUUACCCGAGUAUAAGGAGGCCCAAGUGAAACCAGCUGCUGACUGCCUUACCUUUACCUGUCCUCGAGAGCAGCGGUCCAACAGGAUCAGGCCAUCUGUGGCCUCCUGUAGCAGGGCAUUCUUAACAGGCUCAGGUGUAAGGCUCGGGUCUCUUGCCACAUCACAUAUCAGCUUCAGGAGAGCCUUUAAUAAGACCACAAGUCUGCAGGAAAUUCUGGAAUCAGAUAGAAAACUAUUUACUCUAAAUUAGGAUAUUCAAAUUUGAAUUCUGGUGGAAAGCCCUCAUUUAAAGUGAAGGAACUAAAGUCAAAGUGACAUGAAAGGGCUAGUUCUGGAAACAACCAGAGACCAGCCUCCGGACCUUACCCUCCAUCUGCUUUUACCUCUGCAGCAGGCUGCUUGUGCAGAUGCACACACAUGCAACACCUGCUUGAGAACACCCUAACUCCUUCCAGAAGCUUCUCUUCUAAGGAAACAGGCCCCUCAUGGGGUAAGGGGGGGAAACAAGAUCUAUCCUCAUCACAAUCCUACACUUUUGCCCAGAGAAAAGGACCUGACCAAGGUCCUUUAACUUAUUCCAGUUAACUUUGUACCGUCUUUGGAAGUUCAUAUUAGAAUAAGGGAAAUAAGGUUGGGUCCUGGGGCUCAGCAUCAAUUAGAAUUUUCAGUGAUGUAAUUUCAGAUCCUAGCUUACUAUCAUUUAAGUCCAGCCUAUUUUCUUGUGAUUAUUAACCUUCCUAAAAGUUGAAAAACACAUUUCUGGAAGUGGAUAGGGAUGAUGGUUAUAUAACAUUUUCAUAGUACUUAGUGUAGUGCCACUGAAUUGUAUACUUUAAAAUGGUAAAUUUUAUGUUUUUUUUAACCACCAUAAAACUACAUCAUUGUGAAAGCUGCAAAAUAAUUCAAAUUGUAAUGUGAAAAUACAUACAAUAAACUCUUUCUGCACAGAA